GUGAGUGGCCGAGCAGAAGAUAUCUCUCCUCCUUCGUCCUCCUUCUUACACAGAAGUCCUCACAACUAUGAUAAGCGUCGUAACACUGAGCGGCUCGACCGACAAAAAGGCUUGGCACCCUUGUCGCUAAAUUUUUUGCUUCACUCUUUUCACGUCAACACCAUCUCCGCAUCCGCCCCACCUUCCAAAGGCCGCAGCCGUGGCCGGCCUCUCCGCACGCAUCAACCAGGUAGCGCGCGGCCUAGACCCGAUGACGGCCCGACACCUCUUUACCGCCGGCUUCCUGCCUACCCUAACAUACUGUGCAGCCGCCCUCUUCCCUGGCCACACGCGAAUCGGACGCAGGGGCGGACAAGUGUCCACCAACAUCAAGACCGCGCUCGACGAGAUCGAGACAGCAGCAUCGAAGGCUCUCCGAAAAACAAUGUCGGUCUGGCGCACAGUCCCCAAGCUUGUCCCUUUCUGGUUGGCCGGCAUCGCCCCACCCGAAAUCAUCAGACGAGAAACGGCCCGGGCCGCGGCAGGGCUCGCCACCCUCCCGGCCCACCACCCGCUAACCCAACGCUUGCGCACGCCCCCACCGCGCGGCUGGUCCCAUCUCCACUCCCUCACCGAGUCCCAAGCCCCCCCGGAUGAAAACACACCGGAGGAAACGUGGCUCCCCCGCCUCCCCGGCCUCCGGAGAUGGCUCGCCCCCGACUCGGCAGAUAACGGAUUGGAGACGAUUGUGUAUGACCUCCUCCGUUGUGCAAAACAUGAUGAUGAAACGAAAGAAUCAAUGGGAACGAGAAGGGAAGAGAAACACUACCGAGAACUGACAUCUUCGUCCUACAACAAAAAGUCUUGGCGCCAAGUGUUAGUGUUAACGCUUGGUUGCCCGCAAAAUCCCUAACACCACCUAAAUCGCCGUUUUCACGGUCGAUAUUCCAACAACCACAACUAUAAAAUGUCUACGCCUUCGCCCUCUGGGGCCCCCAAACCACCGCCGCCGGCUAUAAUACCGGUUACUCCUCUGCCGGACCCCAUUUUCGUCCAGCCCCC
Neurospora tetraspora is the source of this 1041-nucleotide messenger RNA. RefSeq lists its product as uncharacterized. The record is from RefSeq and is a predicted model, not a curated record. Lineage: Eukaryota; Fungi; Ascomycota; Sordariomycetes; Sordariales; Sordariaceae. The transcript has a single exon. Bases 251 to 892 code for a protein of 213 amino acids.